AUGACUAAUGGCCCUUUACCUACAAGAGUUCAUGAUCUCUUAUCACAUUCUCAAUUCCUUCAUCUAGCGACAUGCUCGGAUAAUAUUCCCCAUGUCUCAUUGAUGAACUAUACAUUUAUUGAAAACGAUCCAUCAUCAUCAAACUGUGAACUACUAAAAUCGGCCCAGCAUAUGAUUCUCAUUGCAACGCCACAGAACACCAAAAAAUAUAAUAACUUAAUGAAAAACAACAAAGUUUCCCUUCUAGUGCAUGACUGGGUGACGCCAAACCAAGGUGGUGCAGAUUCUGUAUUAAGGCUAUUACAAAGCAUCAACCAAAGCGAAGUCGGUGAAUUAAGUGUCACAUUAGAUGGACAUGUUUUUCAGAACCUGAUUGAUCCAUCUACUGAAGAAUACAAGUUUUUUAAAAACCUACAUUUACAGAAAAAUCCCGAAGCUAGGGCAUUUAUUGAAGGAGAUUCAACAGCCUUCGUCUUGAUCCAAAUUGAUGAAUCCAAGGUUUCAGACUCAAAUAACAACGUGGAAAACUUUAAAUAG
Molecule: messenger RNA, 537 nt
Organism: Pichia kudriavzevii
Lineage: Eukaryota; Fungi; Ascomycota; Pichiomycetes; Pichiales; Pichiaceae
Exons: 1
Coding region: 1-537 (178 amino acids)
Cellular component (GO): nucleus; cytoplasm
Source: RefSeq, a predicted model, not a curated record